This is a messenger RNA of Neolamprologus brichardi, 1272 nucleotides long. The record is from RefSeq and is a predicted model, not a curated record. NCBI's taxonomy places the organism in Eukaryota, Metazoa, Chordata, Actinopteri, Cichliformes, Cichlidae.
AUGACACAGAGGAAAGGUCUUCUCCAGAGUGUCAAAGUCAAGCUGGCUGCAGGACACAAGUUUGACAGAGAUGUUGAACUGCUGAUUUAUUACAAAGACGCCCACCAGCCCACUGCUGUGGUGGAGGCAGGACAGGCCUCUGCUGAGCCAGACUCUCUGAUGGGUGAUCCAGUGGUGAUGGUGAGUCUGUACCCUGAGUUCCCCCAGUCUGUGAUGUCUUCAACGGCUUCAUGUGGAGAGUUUGUGUUCUUAAUGGAUCGAUCUGGAAGUAUGAAUUAUACUCGCAUCAGCAGUGCCAGGGAUACUCUACUGCUCCUGUUGAAGAGCUUACCAAUGGGCUGCUAUUUCAACAUUUACAGUUUUGGGUCCAGUUAUGAACACAUCUUCCCCACGAGUGUGAAGUACAAGCAGGAGAAUGUGAAGAUCGCUCUGACGAAAGUUGAGCAGAUGGAGGCUGAUCUUGGAGGAACAGAGAUCCUGGAGCCCCUCAAACAUAUUUACAGCCAGCCCUGCAUUCCUAAACAGCCUAGACAGCUGUUUGUCUUUACUGAUGGAGAGGUGGGAAACACCAAAGAAGUGAUUGAUCUGGUGAAGAAGAAUUCAGAUUCUCACAGGUGUUUCUCUUUUGGGAUUGGGGAAGGGGCCAGCUCUGCUCUCAUCAAUGGGUUGGCCAAGGAAGGAGGAGGUCAUGCUCAAUUCAUCACAGGGACUGACAGGAUGCAACCAAAAGUGAUGCAGUCGCUGCGAUUUGCUCUGCAGCCAGUUGUGGUCGACAUCUCAGUCACAUGGGAUUUACCAAAGGGUGUUUCUAUCACUGUCCUCUCUCCACCAAUCAUAACACUCUUCCAGGGUCAGAGGUCACUGAUUUAUGCCCAGCUCACUGGACAGAGCUCAGAGGCAGCAGAGGGCUGUGUGACGCUGAAGUACAGCCUGGCAGGUCAUCGCUCUGAGAAGAAGCUACACUUCAGUCUCAGACCUGCAGAGGACACUGGAUUAACAGUCCACAGGUUGGGUGCUCGGACUCUGAUUCGCUCCCUUGAGAUGGAGGAGAGAGAGCACGGAGGACAACAAGAUGGAGGAGUGAAGGAGAAGGUGGUGCAGCUCAGUGUCCAAUCAGGAGUGAGCAGUUCUUUCACUGCUUUCAUUGCUGUUAACAGAGAUAACGGCAGGGUGAUUCAAGGACCCCUGAAGCACAGAAAUAUUCCAACACCAACUUGUCUCCUCCGGUCCUCAUGUGUAUUGGGUUCAGCUGUUCUUCCCUCCUUUGUGUGA